GUGCCCUCUCAACACUCAGUAGACGGACGCAUCCAUGGAGGGCUCGAACAGCAGUCCUCUGCCGUACUAUUUCCAAAACCACAUUUCAACAUGACAUAAGAAGUGAAAACCCGGCUUUUUCAGCCAGAAGCUCAUCGUUUUUACCAAACAGCCCUUGCAGCAUCCUUGCGAUUCCAAUUUACAACUUUUUUUGUCUCCCCUUAACAUUACCCUUGCUUCCCCAAAACCCCUCCCCUGUACUUUUUCAUCCGCUUCCCGGGAGAUAAGUCUAUUCCUUGAGACAUAGAGGAGGUUGCUCGUUUUGUUUUUAUUUUCUGACUUCGGAGAUCCGCAUGGAUGUGGCAGCGGAACAGGGGAUGUCUCUGCCGGGUAUCCGACUCCGGAAUCGACCGGAGCAAGUGAUGCCGAACCAGAAGAAGGUGAAAGCGAGGCGGAAAAGACGAAAGGAGUUGGUUUUGAUCCAGAUCUGCUUGUUCGGCGGCUUGCUUCUGGUCGUGAAGGGGUUUUCCUACUUAGCGGAAAAUUCAGGUUUCGACAUCUCCAGCCGCAGUAGCGAGGAGCAAGAGAGAUGGGGGGGAAGGAGGCUACUGCAGGAAACGGACAACAGCAGCCUGGAGGAAAUGGGGAGCGAAGGAUCUAAGAACUGCACUGCUCCAGCUCUACAUGAAUUCCCUACUGAUCUGUUCACGCACAAGGAGAGAACAGAGGGAGCUGUGGCCCUGCAUGUCCUGUGUACUAUCUACAUGUUCUGUGCCCUGGCGCUUGUCUGUGAUGACUACUUUGUCCCCUCCUUGGAGAAGCUGUGUGAGCGUCUCAAUCUCAGCGAGGACGUAGCAGGUGCCACCUUCAUGGCUGCUGGCAGCUCAGCCCCUGAACUCUUCACAUCCAUUAUAGGGGUGUUCAUCACCAAAGGUGACGUGGGUGUGGGCACCAUCGUGGGUUCAGCUGUCUUCAACAUCCUCUGUAUCAUCGGUGUGUGUGGCUUCUUCGCUGGCCAGGCAGUGAAGCUCUCUCACUGGGCUCUACUCCGAGAUUCAACGUAUUACACUUUUGCUAUCACGGCACUCAUUGCGUUCAUCUAUGAUGAGAAGGUUUGCUGGUGGGAGUCUCUCGUCCUGAUACUCAUGUAUGCUGUCUACAUCCUCAUAAUGAAGUUUAACGGCAGGGCUCAGCGUUACUUUGACCGUCGAAAGAAGAACUCUUUGAAUCUGGCCAAUGGGCUGACAGGAAGCACUGAUCUGGAGGACAACGUCACGUGUGAUGCUACUGCAGUACUGCUCAAGAAAGCUAAUUUCCACUGCAAGCCCUCAGUGCUGAUGGUGGAUGAGCUGCUGUCUGCGUAUCCCCACCAGCUGACUUUCUCUGAGGCCGGCAUGAGGAUCAUGAUCACCAGUCAUUUCUCCCCCAGAACCCGCCUCACCAUGGCAUCCCGCAUGCUCAUCAAUGAGAGACAAAGACUGAUCAAUACCACCGAAACUCGAGUCAAUCGCAUCACAAACGGUGACUCUGACUCAGCAGCCAGGACUCAGGCGAGGCGGAGCUUAGAGAACGGGAUGGGUGCUGCUGAUCAGGGUCUGAAUGGGCGCUGCAGGCUUCAGCGGCUGGAGUCCGGGAACGAGACAGAGAAUGAAAAUGAGGAUAACGAGAACAAUGAAAAUGAUGGGGAGGGAGAGAAAGAUGAUGACAAAGAUGGCCCCGUAGUACCCUUUAAAAUUCCAGCUGGAGCGUGUAACAAGCUGAAGUGGGUAGUCAUGUGGCCGCUGUCCCUGCUUUUGUUCUUCACUGUGCCCAACUGUGCCAAGCGGCGCUGGGAGAAAUGGUUCAUGGUCUCCUUUUUCACUGCCACCAUCUGGAUCGCUGGCCUCUCCUACAUCAUGGUCUGGAUGGUGACUGUGAUCGGCUUCACUCUGGGAAUUCCUGACGUCAUCAUGGGCAUCACCUUCUUAGCAGCAGGCACUAGCGUCCCAGACUGCAUGGCCAGUGUUAUCGUCGCUCGACAAGGUCUGGGAGACAUGGCCAUCUCCAACUCCAUAGGCAGUAAUGUGUUUGACAUCCUGGUGGGCCUGGGUCUGCCUUGGACCCUGCAAACACUCUGCAUCGACUACGGCUCCAUCGUCUAUCUUAACAGCAGAGGACUCAUAUUCUCUGUGGGACUCCUGCUUGCUUCAGUAUUCUUCACAGUCUUGGGUGUCCAUUUGAACAAAUGGACUCUGGACUGGAAGCUGGGUUUGGCCUGCCUCAUCCUGUACGCCAUCUUUCUCUGCUUCUCUAUCCUCAUCGAGUUCAAUGUCUUCAUCUUCGUCAACCUUCCCAUGUGCAGAGACAUCCACUGACCUCCCUCCUCCUCCUCCUCCUCUUCUGCUCCUUCUUCCUUCUCUGGUGAAUGGAGGAAACCUCACCUGGCUUCCAGUUUCCUCAGCGCCUCAGAACCAAGUCCUACCUUUUAUUUUUUCAGAUAGAAAAAUAGAGCUCUAUAUGAUUUAUCUUUGGUGCAAUACAAAGGAAAGAGAAGACAGCGGAAGGUUUUUGGUGACAAGAGAGGAGGCGUUUAGGGAAGGUCCAAGCAGAUGAGGUUGCUGCAAAUCAUGCAAUGAACUGAAAGGUUUGCCAGGGGUGAACUUAACUGUAUACACACCAACAGCAAGGCGACUGUUGGUGAGGAAGCUGCUACUGUAACUGACUGACUGGCGGGGGAAGAAAAGAGAGAAGUCCUGCGCUCACAGCGAUUUUCAGCUGGAUUGUUUGUUACUCUUUGUACAAGUUUGGAUAUAAGCACAUGAUUAAGGUAUUUUUAAGUAAAAACUGGCUUUCUCUGUAUAUAUUUGUGGAUUAUAUAAUAACUUAUAUUAGCUGAUAUGUGGGAUUCUCUUAUGCACAACUGGAUCAGUCUUGCAAAGCUGAAUGAUCCAAUAACUUUAGUGCUUGGUCAGUAACACACAUACAAAACCUGCUUUAACUUGUCUCCCAUGCUGAGUUCUUGCCAACAUAGCAUGCCGUACUAGCAACAAGUCAACUCUAGCUUUGCACUGACAGAGAUAGAUAUUUAACAUUAGCCACAUAGAGUCUAUUCUUGUUUGUUUUUCUGCUUGUCUUCAGACAUAUCCAAGUAGAAGUGGGCUUUACUUUUCUUCAGUAAAACCCACAUAGGAAAGGGAUUUUCCUGGACCUGACACCCAGCACUGUCACUUUAUUGUUUAGAGAUAUUAUUCUAUCAUUGCAAAGCCUGCACAGGUACUCUACACAUGUGACUACUGAAUUUAAGUUCCCUCCGUAGGCGGUAGAAGUCUUGUACAUUAUUAAAGUAGUUUUAUCAGUUUCUGAGUCGAGGAUAACAAUGUUACUUCUUAAAGCCAAAAGUAUUUUUAGAGUAGGAGUAAGAUAUAUGUUUAGAGUCAGCUCGAGCGCACAGUAUGUGUGUGAAUGGAUGUGAAUAUAUGCAUGUAUGUGUGUGUCACAGUCUCGAGGGGAACCAAGGAAUCCACUGUUACUGAGAAGACAUAAUCAUGAUUUAUUUAUGAAUUAAUUUAUUCAAAGAUCAUGUCUAACCUCCAGUUUCAGCCCUUUGGAUCAUGUACAGUGUAUUCUAAAAGGAACGCUCUCUGACGACGGAGCUGUACAAAGUACUGUACCUAAUAUAUAAUCCAAGUACUGGAAACUGACUUGAUGUUGUUUAUAUUUAAGAAUAGAACUUUAUAAUUUAUAAGUUUUGUAUAGUUUGAAAAGAUAUUGCAACAUUUGUAUAUUGGUACAAAACACAGCAAAAAAACAGCUGACAAUGAAGUACGACUGCACAGGGUUGCUUUGCCGUGAAGAUGUUGUGAUUUCUCUUUUUUUCUUUUGGUCAGAUGGACUGAAAAUGCAAUCUUUGUCACUGGUCCUAACACACAUGGGGGAAAACAAUGUUGCUUAUCCCCUCGCAUGUUGAAUUAGUGAUGAAUUCUGGAUGUAAAAGAUUCACUUUCAGAUAAAAAAAAAAACAGGUGUAGAACGUGCAUUCUGAUGGCACUCCACCCUCUGAACUUUUACAAAUUGUUGUUUCUUAAACACAGUGCUUGAAAUCUUGUGCCAUCCCUUGUAUUAGAGGCUUCAAACGCAAUGCUUGUGGCCAUCUUCCUGCUUGUAUUUGAGCCAAAAAACACCUUUGUCAACAGUAUUGCCACUCUGUUUCAGCAUGUGUUCAAACAAAAUGUGGAAGAUAUGUAUUUUCAUUUUACAAUAUUUUUAUCUUGAAGGAAAAAUCUCAUGUUUUAAGGGUUGCUUGUUUAUUCAAUGCAUCCUCUGUCUGUUGGUUGUGACUCCUCCUGCAGCCACAUGGGGGUGCUAUAGAGCUUUGUUAAAGCUUCAGAGAUGUUUGGAUAUAUUUUCAGGUAGGCUCCAUAGGGAAAAAUACUGGUUGUUUUGCAUGCCUCUUUCAUAAUUCAGAUUACUUUGUGUGUAAUUUUAAUGAACUUCCAAGAUGGAAAAGGCACUGUCUUGAUCAUGCUGUACAUAUCAGAGGGAUAUGCUAUAAUAAACACAGAUGUUGGAUAACUUCUGAUUGAUGAGCAGUUAUAUCUGAGAUGUCUACAGUAUUUAGAAUGUAGGCCUACAACAGUUAGUUUUCAGCUAAUUAAUGUCGUUUUAUGCUCAUGUCUUUUGAAUUGUUUGUAAAUCCUCAUUUUUGUUGAUGAUGACCUCUGGGCAGAGCUGUGUGCCUUGUUCCCAGUGGUCUUCUUGCAAUAAACUGAUUUACAUACACAAA
Messenger RNA from Notolabrus celidotus (New Zealand spotty), 4741 nucleotides. RefSeq names its product sodium/potassium/calcium exchanger 3-like. Gene Ontology annotation, molecular function: calcium channel activity; calcium, potassium:sodium antiporter activity. Gene Ontology annotation, cellular component: membrane. The transcript has 17 exons. Bases 333 to 2333 code for a protein of 666 amino acids. Gene Ontology annotation, biological process: intracellular calcium ion homeostasis; calcium ion transmembrane transport. Lineage: Eukaryota; Metazoa; Chordata; Actinopteri; Labriformes; Labridae. The record is from RefSeq and is a predicted model, not a curated record.